AUGCCGUCCGCAACCGCCCCCACGAAAACCGCCAAACCAGACGGGCCACGGUGUGUGCCGUUGUCAGACACCGAUCUCAAGAAGGGCUCCUACUCGGUGCCUGCUCUUCAAAUGGCGUUGGAGGGAUUGCAUCAGGAUGGAAUGGUGGUUCUGAAAAACCUGGUCGACCCGGAACACUGCGAUCGCUUGCAUCAGCAUAUGAGCGGCGAUCGCGACCGGAUCUUGAGAGAGCGACAUGCAGGCGCAAAGGUGUACAACCAAGGUGUCAAAUCCAAUAUCUUGCAGGCACCUCCCUUCACCAAGCCGGAGCUCCUCUUCGACGAUCUCUACUUCAACCCUUUCGUGGUCCAAGUCAUGAACGCCUACCUGGGAGCAAACCCCAAAUGGAUCAUGACGACGGGAAACAACGCUCUGGCCGGGACUGGGGGCCUUCGCCAGCCAGUGCACAAGGAUACACGCUUCCGCCACCCCAAAUGCCCGUUCGUGAUCGUCGCCAACACGGCCUUGAACGAUUUCACGUUGGAGAACGGGGCGACCGAGUUCUGGCUGGGGUCGCAUGCCUUUUCCGACGAAAGGGACCAGACUGUGGCCACGCCCGAGACGGUCUUUCAGACGCAAAAGGUCGGCACGCCGGCGUGUCCAGUGCGGGAAGAGGCCGUCGAGGCCCGAAGGGCGGUGCGGCCCCCUGUCCGCGCAAUCAUGGCCAAAGGCGACGUGAUGCUCCGAGACUUCCGCACCUGGCACGCCGGAAUGCCCAAUGCAACCGAUGAGGAUCGAAUCAUGGUCGCCCAAAUCUGGAUGGCUCCGUGGUAUCCCAACUAUGUCACCCGACUCAAGCUGCCUUUAUCCCAGAUCGACUUCUUCCAGGGCCGCGCCAACAAUAUGCCCAUGGAAAUCAUGGCAGACUACAUCAGUGACGAGGCGGUCGAGUUUGACCAACAUCGCGACGACUUCGGCAUGGACCCGACUCACUACCUCGACUACUACGACGUAGCUCCUCAGAACUAUAGAUAUGACUGA
Molecule: messenger RNA, 1020 nt
Organism: Capronia epimyces CBS 606.96
Lineage: Eukaryota; Fungi; Ascomycota; Eurotiomycetes; Chaetothyriales; Herpotrichiellaceae
Exons: 4
Coding region: 1-1020 (339 amino acids)
Source: RefSeq, a predicted model, not a curated record